Molecule: messenger RNA, 5177 nt
Organism: Scophthalmus maximus (turbot)
Lineage: Eukaryota; Metazoa; Chordata; Actinopteri; Pleuronectiformes; Scophthalmidae
Product: solute carrier family 25 member 36-A-like
Exons: 7
Coding region: 457-1392 (311 amino acids)
Biological process (GO): pyrimidine nucleotide import into mitochondrion
Cellular component (GO): mitochondrion
Molecular function (GO): pyrimidine nucleotide transmembrane transporter activity
Source: RefSeq, a predicted model, not a curated record
UUCGACGAUAAACACAGCGACCUGCGCUCAGAGAGCCCGAGGUGCGUCAGCGUGAGCCACGGGCCGAGUCGUGUCCCCACGCGUGUGCUGUCUGUCAUCGCUUCCACACCGGGUGAUCGAUCCACCGACAUUCAAAAAACACACGCGGACUAUGGUGGAGUCUCGUCCGGCUACGCAGGAGCGGAGACGCCGCAGACCCGUCGCUCCGACGUCGACCUUUACCGCCGGAAACCCGUUAGCUCGGGCAGCUAACGCAAGCUAGCUACGUUAGCGGUUACAUACCGUCGAGUUUUUCUCCCUCCCAGCUGACCUCCAACACAUCACAGACGCACCGAGUAUCAUCUGCCUGCUAGAUCGGGGUCGCUAUCACCCCCCACAGCCACCCACCCACCACCCGUGUUUCUCCCGCUGUCCCCCGUGUGGUGUCCCGUGGACGGAUCCCGAAUAUGAGACACAAUGAGUCAACGAGACACUUUAGUUCAUCUGUUUGCUGGAGGAUGUGGGGGCACAGUAGGAGCCAUAUUGACCUGUCCCCUAGAAGUAGUGAAGACUCGUCUGCAGUCGUCCUCCAUCACCCGCUAUGUGUCUGAGGUCCAGCUCAGUACCGUCAACGGGGCCAGUGUGGCCCGCGUGGCCCCUCCAGGUCCCAUGCACUGUCUCAAAUUGAUCCUGGAGAAAGAAGGACCCCGUUCACUCUUCAGGGGCUUGGGACCAACCUUGGUGGGCGUGGCACCUUCCAGAGCAAUCUACUUUGCUGCUUACUCCACCGCCAAAGAGAAACUGAACGGUGUGUUGGAACCCGACUCCACACAGAUACACAUGGUGUCGGCCGGGAUGGCAGGUUUUACAGCGAUUACGGCAACAAAUCCAAUAUGGCUCAUAAAGACUCGCCUACAGCUGGACGCGAGGAAUCGCGGCGAGCACAGGAUGAGUGCGUACGAGUGCAUGCGGCGGGUUUAUCAGACCGACGGCCUGCGAGGCUUCUACAGGGGAAUGUCGGCGUCCUACGCCGGCAUCUCAGAGACUGUGAUCCACUUUGUGAUCUACGAAAACAUCAAGCGUCGCCUCCUGGAGGCCAAGGCGCUGCAGAACAUGGACGAGGAAGAGGAGGUGUCCAGGGACGCUUCCGACUUUGUGGGGAUGAUGCUGGCCGCCGCCACCUCCAAGACCUGUGCCACAACUAUCGCUUAUCCUCAUGAGGUGAUCCGCACCAGGCUACGCGAGGAAGGCACCAAGUAUCGCUCUUUCUUCCAGACUCUAAGGACAGUUCCCAAAGAGGAGGGAUACCGCGCCUUGUACCGCGGCCUCAUCACCCACCUGGUACGACAGAUCCCCAACACCGCCAUCAUGAUGUGCACCUACGAGUUGGUGGUCUAUCUGAUGAACGGUUAAGCCCCGUGCCGCCAACACCCCCCCCCCCCCCCCCCCCCCCCCCCACACACACACACACAAACACACACAAACACACACACACACACACACACACACACACACACACACACACACACACACACACACACACACACACACCACACCCACACCCACACACAUCUUCCGUCAGACAGACAGACAGUAUAUGUAACCCUGCCCCUGUUCGGAGAUGGAAAAAAGACAAUCGAGAGCAACUGCACACCAGUUUGCACAACCGCCUCACCAGAAGAGGACAGGGGCGGCGACCACCGUCUCAGCGACGCGAGCGGUGGUUGAAAAUGAGUUGGGAGUUUUUGUUUUAUAACCUGAGGGUUUGGCACAAGGAGGAGGAUCGAAAAAAGAUCCUUGCGUCGGUUCUGGGAUCUGGGCAAAGUAACAGUUUCCCCUAGUUUUAUUUUUAUUCCUCCCCUUUUUCUCCCCUUGCUUAUAUUUACGUGGUAAGAAAGCCCCAGAGAUCCAGCAUAUUCCGAAACACAGUAAUUCCAAUCCUUAUGAAAUAGAGGACGAAAGAUCCUCUCCAGCUGAAGAUUUGCUUCUCAUGCUGACAGUCAGUUUUUCAAAAUGUCUAACUCGUGUCGUGCAUUUUUUGUCCUUUCAUCCCCCGAGGCCCAGACCUCGAGUCGUGAGCUGACGAGGGCCGAGCAGUUGGUGAGGACAAGGAGAAUUCAGUGCUUUAGCUUGUUGAGGAAUAAUGAACAGAAGCGAGAGAGAGAGGGAGGGAAGAAGGAGGAGGAGGAGGAGGAGGAGGGACAGGACGUAGGCUGUAGGAGGAGGAGGAGGUGGAGCUCUGGUCAACCCGUUACAACAAAGGAUGUAGAGAUGUAGUUGUUCACUGGCGUUGGUGCGAUUUCAAGUGGACUGACAUCAACCUGAGACACUAAAAGGUUUUUAUCCGGUCAAACACUGGUCGUGAUUUACUCCUCGUCCCUCUACAAACUCCCACCAUUGGCGUCUUAUCAUCACAAGUCGGCAUCGUGACGUGACGUCGUGACCCCCCUGCUACCGCUGAGGUUCACACAGACCAAACUAAACCCAGAUUAUAUAAUCCACUCUUCUUCUAACUACUGGAAUGUAAAUAAACGAGGAGGAAUAACCUUUAAGUAAAACACUGACCCAUAUUGUGAAUUUAACACACAAAAAAAAAAGAAUAUAAUUAACACAUUUUUAACUAAAUGGAAUGUUGAUAGAUGCAAACGAUGGUGUUUGUUCUUAUUGCACUUUUCAGUGUCUUUCUCGAGACUCUUCGUCUCUUUGUUGUUUUGUUUUUUUGUUUUUUUUGUCCAGGCUUGUUAUCCAGUCGGGGACAAUCCUCGUGAGUUUUGUUCCGUGAAAACGUGUUUCGUUUAUAAAGCAGCAUGUGGAGGAAGUGGCCUGGGAUGCCUCUCAAAAAUGCACAUUAGUUAAACAUAGACAUGUUUAGAAAAAUAAAACAACCAAUAAUAAAACAGUUUUCUUGAUUCCUUCCCAUUGUUCAGUUGAGAUAUAUAAGAAACCAACAGUCUCCUUAUGAAACUUAAAUUAAAAUCCACUAGAUCCAGCUUUUUAUUUGGAUCUGCAGCAAAUUGCACACACUCAUGGAAACCAAAUAUACAGCAAGAUCCAUGUAUUAUUUGCUGGAAAAAAUGUUCAGCCCCUUUGUCUGGAUCCACACCAAAAUGUCAUGGGCUCUUUCUCGGCCCGUGUCCCGUCCUUCCCCCAAGUUUGUGGAAAUCCGUAAAGUAGUCUGCGUAAUCCUGCUGAGAAAAACAAGCGAGCGGACGGGUGAAAACGUAACGUCCUUGGCGAAGGUGAAAGUGUUUUCCUGAUUCCUUCCCCUUGUUCAUUUGUCAUGUAAGAAAUCAAAACUGUGCGUUUCCACCCGUUUCUUCUAAAUGUUCGUCAGUGUUCCAUGUGCGUGUGGAUUUCCUCAUGGAACAGAAAAGUGCUUGCUCUCUGGAUACCCUUUUUUUUGUUUCAAACUUAAUCAAGUGACUAAAGCAGUGUUCUUUUCUGUGACCUCAGUUUCCCUAACGACCACAGAAGUAACUUAACCUUCCGUAAGUCAUCACAUGAUACAUGACUGCGUUUUCCAAGCCUGAAAGGGGGCGUGGCUUUUCGCCGCACGCAGUCCAGACACACCCUCGCUGCUCCAGUUCGGCGUGCUGCUGUGCGGCGGGGAGGUUUAAUCUCUGGUGUAAUCUGCCGGUGGGCUGUUCUCCCUCUCUCUGGGCCCUUUUUUUUUUUCUUGAGAUUGCAGCAACGGCUUCGAUGUGUUUCCUUCAGGUGCGUUUUUUUCUCCCCAGUAAAAUGACUGGUGUGAUCCUCAAUGUGAACAGUUUUACAACACACACACACACACACACACACACACACACACACACACACACACACACACACACACACACACACACACACACACACACACACACACACACACACACACACACACACACACACACACACACACACACACGAUGCAUUAGAUUAGCUUCAUGGUACCAAUCCUAAUAGCCUGCAGACAGUGCUGUCAGCACACUGUGCAUGUAGGUAGAUGUGAGUCUCCACGGUGACUGGACGUGUUUGUCACGGUGCUGGCUUUCACACCCACGGGUUUACAACAGGACGGAUAGUGUGAGUUGACGUUACCAAGCGAAAGGGUCAGUUUACCCAAAUAACAUGGAAAACAAUAGAAUGUCGCCCUGUGGCGCUCAUGACCUCUACCAGCGCCCACGCGGCCGUUCAAUUUCGAUCAAGCUGCACUAAAUUGCAUCAGGCCCCUUUUAACACCAAGAUCCAUGAGUGAUUCCCUGAGAAAUCCAAUAAAAAUGUCCCAAAAACUCAAUGUUUAGCAGCUUUCAGAUGACGGCAGGGAAAUCUGUGGAGGAGCGAGUGGGCGCUCCGUACCCUGUCGCCGCCCCCUCGCCUGAAUGUUCUGGAAAUGUUCCUGUUGGUGGGAAAGCGUCUGACUGUCUCCCUCUUCGUUCUUCACACGUGCACCAAAAUGUCCACUCGAAAUCUUCUGGACAUUUUCCAGAGUUCGUGUCUGAAAACGACUGAAAAGAAAGUGAAUUUUAAAAAAAUGUCCCUCAUCCACCAUCUUUGUUCGCAUCCGCCGCAAAUUUCUUUUGCUUCUUUCUUUCCCCACGUCCAAUCCUUCCACCAGACAAACAGUUUCUCUCUUAUGUUUAGUGGCAUUCGGCCGUGCAUAUGGUUUAUAUUUCCAGGUUAUGGGAAUAUCUGUUUGCUUCCUCUCAGUCCAAAGUGAAAUGAGUUUUGUUUGUGGCGCUCGCGCAGUUGAGAUUUAUUUGCCCCACUUCUGUGAGACCCACCAACUCUUAAAAAGUCCGUUCAGCUCUGAUGCUUCAAAACCUGGAGUCAAAAAAAAUAAGUUAUUUGGUGAACUGACCUUUUCUAAUUGUGAAUGUCUAUGCAUCACUGUCUGUUUUUUGUCAGAUGAGGCAUUCUUCCCUCGACAGUAUCGUGUGUGUGUGUGUGUGCGCGUGUGUGAGAGCUUAAAUGACAAUCGUAUGUCGUUCAGCUGUGAUUUGUGUGCCAGAGACCAUAGGAGUACGUAUGCACUCAGAACAGCUGCAAACAGUGUUGUUUUUAUCUUCUUAAAUAAAUUGUUGCCUUUUCUUGUCUCUCCCUUUGUUUUGUUUUUCCCAUGUCAUCGGUGAGCCGAUCAGGACUGAGGCUCAGUCUAUGCAUUCUCUCGUUCCUGUUUUUCUGAAACAGAAAGUCAAUAAAAUGGAAAGAGUGCAAGUGAA